Ceraceosorus bombacis is the source of this 1860-nucleotide messenger RNA. NCBI's taxonomy places the organism in Eukaryota, Fungi, Basidiomycota, Exobasidiomycetes, Ceraceosorales, Ceraceosoraceae. The record is from the annotation of a GenBank genome assembly.
AUGGCAUUACGCAGGUGAGCACAUCUCACUGGAUCGCAUCGUCCUCUUCCAGCACGCGGGUUGUUGAUCGUGCUCGCAUGUCCAUGCUCGCAACCCAUUGCGCUCAGCAUACACCCAUUGAGAUCGCACAUUACAGCGCAAUGCAGCAGCGGCAUUUCCGCCCAGCAACUCUUGGCACGAAGGGCAUCGUUGCCCUUCGCUCGAAAGUUCAACUCUUCCACACUUCUGGCCCAACCUCGUCCACGGCGCUUCAACUCAGGACUGGAAAGGCAUGAUGAGGCCGAACCGUUGCGGUCCGAGGACUUGCUGAACCCGAGUGGUCGCAUUUACUCUCCUCGACGAGGACGAGACGAUGAGGACUCGGAUGUGCUUCAACAGGCCGUUCGUGCGGGCUUGGAUCGGGAUUCAAUCGCUGAACUGCAAGACAGAUUAGAUAGAGCCAAAAAGCCGUCCAUCGUGUGGGCUACCCUCAUUACAAUGGCCUUAGGAUAUUCAUGCUACUCUACGGCUGCCUGGUACAGCGUGAAAGAUACCGAGGGGCUAAAGGAGCAAGAUCGAGGACGGGGCAGGUUCUGGCCUAAUCUUGCCAGUCUUUGGCCGGUGGGCGAGACGCAAGCUUUGACUGCCGAGGAGAGUAGACUGAGGGUCGUAAGACAGGAGGAAAUCGUGAACAAGGCUCAAAGCUCAGCGCGGUCCUUGUCGAAGUUGUGCGAUCAGCUCUUGUUCCCUCAAAGUCUCAAGCAGUCCUUGUCACAGGCAUGGCUCAGCAUCGUGGCCCAGUGAGUUCAGUGUGGAUCGCUUGUAGGCGCCUUUUCUGUGCAGUGCUGACGCAAAUCGCAAUGUUGUCGUCGCACAGCUAUCUAAAUUUGUCUCCUGGACAACAAGCUAUGGUUCCUGUGAUAGCCGUCAACACCGCCAUCUUUGCUGCUUCUGCUGCCUACUCGCUGCGCCCUCUAAGCCGUCUCGGCCGCCUGUGGAGCCGAACUUUCAUUCAUAGCCCCUCUUCAGGUCAACAUCACACGAUACUCACGAGCUCCUUCGCACACAGCGCCCGUGGGUACAUCGGCGCACAAAGCUCAAUGCGGAGCGCAAGGACUGACUACUGUUCCAAUUUACCCACAUCAGCCAUGCAUUUCCUCUUCAAUAACCUUGCGCUCUGGUCUUUCUCAGCGACGAUUUUCUCGUCCAAGCCAUUCCUGACCUCCGACGAAGGGAUUCUGAAGCACACCUCCGAAGCGUCCUUGGCGCCACACUUGCUGGCCUUUUGCGCUUUAGCAGGGAUCAGCUCAGGCCUCUUGUCCCACCUCGUCAACGCUGCAAGAUGGCGCUUUCUCGCUGCGAGAGCUGGCGAGGCCGUAGCUAGAUCCAAAUAUGGUCUGACAGCUAGUCUAGGAAGCUCUGGAUUUGCCUACAGUCUGCUAGUCAUGAACGCUCUGGCCUUUCCGGAUGCUCAAGUGGGGUGAGUUGGAGAGCCAGGAACGACGGCGUUCAGCGCUGCUCAAUGCUGACUCUGCUUCACUCUGUCCCUCACCACCAGACUCAUCUUCCUUCCGAUGAUAUCCUUCCCGAUCGCGCAAGGUGUCCUUGGCUUGGUCGCGCUGGACGUCGUCGGUGUAUUGCGCGGCUGGAGGAUGUUUGAUCACUGGGGUGAGGUGCACGCUAGUCCCCUGUAUUCUCUGGCUUGCUGACCUCUCAAACGCAUCCCUCUCAGCUCAUCUUGGAGGUGCAGCAUUUGGCUACCUGUACUUCAAGCACGGCAACGACCUUUGGGAGAGGAAGAAGGCUGACUGGAGAAAGAAUUGGUCAUUCACUAUGGAGUAUCACAGCGACCUGGAUGCGGAACGGGAACGCAAAGUGUGA